AUGGACUAUCUCUCACUGAGAAACCGCUUCCAUGACUGCAUCUCCCGAGAGAGAAUCGUAUUCUACCUCCUCCAUCACUGUGUUCUGCUCCCUGAGGCGGGCCUUUACGUCACUCUCGAAAUGGCCCACGUAACCGAUGUCCCCCUAAGCUGUUGGAUCAUGCCCGCACAUCUGCCGCGUUUUGUCAUUCCGCAAUGUGUCGACUUUUUACCGAUCAAGUGUGCUGACAUGGAGAGUCCUUCCACUGCUGGCCUCGCAUCGGGGUGGACGCGGGAUCAGGCCCCAGAGACUGUAGGGGAUGUGGUUGCUGAAGGAACCCGUCGUCGCAGCUCACCUCCAAUUCCGAAAUACCUAGCAGGUUGCAUGCGACGGACAAAUCUCACACUAAGGCUCUAG
Aspergillus tanneri is the source of this 396-nucleotide messenger RNA. RefSeq lists its product as uncharacterized. NCBI's taxonomy places the organism in Eukaryota, Fungi, Ascomycota, Eurotiomycetes, Eurotiales, Aspergillaceae. The record is from RefSeq and is a predicted model, not a curated record. The transcript has a single exon. Bases 1 to 396 code for a protein of 131 amino acids.